CGAGUCGGCGGCGGCUAGUAAGUCGAGGUGUUGACGGUGACAGAGGAGGAGAGGACACAGACGCUGAUCACAGAGGAAAUUAACGCUGCUCGCCGUGCCCGUAACGUGACGCUCGUAGUUAAUUAUGGCUGUAGAGAUGCUUGAGAGCGGGGCGGACUAUAUGAGGGAUCCCAGGAAGCACCAGUUUAGCCCCUAUGCUGAUAAUGGCGGCACAUCUGUGGCCAUUGCUGGUGAUGACUUUGUGAUGAUUGCCAGCGAUACCCGUUUGUCUCGAGGCUUCAACAUCUUCUCUCGUGAUCAAGGGAAAGUGUUCCCACUGACACCAAAGACCAUGAUGGCAUCGUCAGGCUGUUGGGCCGACGUACUAACUCUCAACAAGGUGUUGCAGGCCAGACUAACGAUGUAUUCUCAUGAGCACCAUGAUAUGAUGUCCACUACAGCUGUUGCCCAGCUGCUGUCAACAAUGCUCUACUGGAGGCGAUUCUUCCCAUAUUAUGUGUCCAAUAUUCUUGCAGGCAUUGAUGAAGAUGGCAAGGGUGUAGUAUAUCAUUAUGAUCCCGUGGGACACAUGGAAAAGCUGACAUUCAGUGCAACGGGUGCAUCCGUCUCUCAGAUUCAACCUCUCCUGGACAACCAGAUUGGAGGACUCAACAUGCUAGGGGUGGAGCCUCCCAAAAUGACCAAGGAACUUGCACGUCAGCUUAUACACGAUGCCUUUGUGUCAGCCGCCGAGCGUGACAUAAAUACUGGUGAUGGCAUAAUCAUUCAUACCAUCACUAAGGAUGCUAAAACAGAGGAAACGGUUAAACUUCGCAGGGAUUAGUUCUAAUUGGUAUUAAUAACUUUUCGGCUAUUGGUAUGAUUUUUAAGACCAUAGUGCAUACAUAAUAAAUAUUGUACUGACAAA
Procambarus clarkii (red swamp crayfish) is the source of this 907-nucleotide messenger RNA. It is a transcript of the gene Prosbeta6, whose product is annotated as proteasome beta6 subunit. Gene Ontology annotation, cellular component: proteasome core complex. The record is from RefSeq and is a predicted model, not a curated record. Lineage: Eukaryota; Metazoa; Arthropoda; Malacostraca; Decapoda; Cambaridae.